Pipistrellus kuhlii (Kuhl's pipistrelle) is the source of this 2060-nucleotide messenger RNA. RefSeq names its product gypsy retrotransposon integrase 1 (gene GIN1). NCBI's taxonomy places the organism in Eukaryota, Metazoa, Chordata, Mammalia, Chiroptera, Vespertilionidae. The record is from RefSeq and is a predicted model, not a curated record. Gene Ontology annotation, biological process: DNA integration. The transcript is spliced from 8 exons. Gene Ontology annotation, molecular function: nucleic acid binding. The coding region runs from base 89 to 1654 and encodes 521 amino acids.
CGGUUAGUUCCGCUUCCGGCGGCACCAGAUAAGUCGCGAGAGGAAGCUUAAAUCCUGUCGCUUGCCUUUAGGACCACUUCGGUUCAUUAUGGUACGUAGUGGAAAAAACGGUGAACUUCAUCUUAAACAAAUUGCAUAUUAUAAACGAACUGGUGAAUAUCAUCCAACUACACUGCCGAGUGAGAGAAGUGGAAUAAGAAGAGCGGCAAAAAAAUUUGUCUUCAAAGAUAAGAAGUUGUUUUAUGUUGGAAAAGACAGAAAACAAAAUCGUUUGGUUAUUAUUUCAGAAGAAGAAAAAAAGAAAGUCCUAAGAGAAUGCCAUGAAAACAACACUGGAGCCCAUCAUGGCAUAUCCAGAACUCUCACUCUAGUGGAAUCCAAUUACUACUGGACUUCGGUGACCAAUGAUGUCAAACAGUGGGUAUAUGCUUGUCAUCAUUGUCAAGUGGCAAAAAAUACAGUUAUUCUAGCACCUAAGCAGCACCUCAAAGUGGAAAAUCCAUGGAGUAUAGUUACUGUUGAUCUAAUGGGUCCAUUUCAUAUAAGCAACAGACGUCAUGUAUAUACUAUAAUCAUGACAGAUUUGUUCACAAAAUGGGUUGUGAUUUUGCCUCUGUGUGAUGUUUCAGCAUCAGAAGUUUCUAAAGCUAUUAUCAAUAUAUUUUUCUUAUAUGGACCGCCUCAGAAAAUAAUAAUGGACCAAAGAGAUGAGUUCAUUCAUCAGAUCAAUGUUGAACUGUAUGGAAUGUUUGGAAUGAAGCAAAUUGUAAUUUCUCAUGCCUCUCAAGCUGUUAACCAGACUGAAGGUAUACCCAAAACCAUCAAAACAUUUCUUUCCAAACACUGUGCUGACUACCCACACAACUGGGAUGAUCACCUAUCAGCUGUUUCAUUUGCCUUCAAUGUAACUCACUUGGAGCCUACUAAAAAUAUGCCAUACUUUCAAAUGUUUAAUCGAAAUCCUUAUAUGCCUGAGACUUCAGAUGUUCUCCAUGAAGUGGAUGGUGAUGAUACAAGUAUGUUUGCCAAAAUUCUAAGUGCAAUUAAAGAAGCUGAUAAAAUAAUGGAGAACAAGACAACUUCAGUGAGCCAGAUGGAGAAUAACACUGUUGAUGAAACACAUAAAGACAAAAUCAUUGUUAAAAAGAAACCAAAGCAGUUAAAUCCAUUUCAUCUAAAAGUGGGUCAUGAAGUUUUAAGGCAAAGGAAAAACUGGUGGAAGGAUGGUCGUUUCCAGUCGGAAUGGGUUGGUCCUUGUGUCAUAGACUAUAUUACAGAAAGUGGAUGUGCUGUUCUGAGAGACAACACUGGGACUAGGCUUAAGAGACCUAUCAAAAUGUCUCACCUUAAGCCCUAUGUAAGAGAAUCCAGUGAACAAGACAGUCUUUAUCUCUUACAAAGUUCAGUAGUGGCAGAUCAUGACUACAUUGGACUGCCUGAAAUUACAGUUGGAGCAUACCAAGCCAGUAUUCUGGUAGAAGACGCAACUAUUGGUGUAGCCGAUAAUGAACUGUUGACAUCAAGCAAGGAUGGUGAACUAUUAGAAUAUAGAAAUACUAAAAUCUCUCCGCUAAUAGAAGAUAAUAGUAAUCUUGAAAAGCAGACAUUCAGUUUGUUGGACUCCUCAAGCCAAGUCCUUGAGUACUUAAGUUAGUAAAUGCCAAAAUUUAUUUAUAGUGCUUGUUGAGAAUAUAUAACUCCUUGAAACUUGAUAUUUUUUCCAUUGAAAAGCUUGUAUAGAAGUGUCUGGACACACUCUUAAUAACUAAAUUCUGAACAUUUAUUUUAUAACUAUUUAUUGAUCUAAAGCUGUACCUUUUGGAUGUUAGUGCAUAUAUAUAUAAGGGCAAAGAAAGCAAAUAAUAUUUAAAAUUCACUUUUUCUAAAACAACAAUCAGGCAAUGCUUGUUUCUUAGGAAGUGAAGUAAAUUUCAGCUCAAAACUUUCAGAUCUGUUGAUAUGGUACCAUGUUUCCACUUUUAAUUUUUUAAAAAAUAUUUCUUUAAAAAAUAAAUUUGAAUUACCUUGAAUGGGAUUAAUAAAUAUUUAUUCAAUCAUAA